Tilletiaria anomala UBC 951 is the source of this 2219-nucleotide messenger RNA. Its product is annotated as P-loop containing nucleoside triphosphate hydrolase protein. The coding region runs from base 143 to 2125 and encodes 660 amino acids. Gene Ontology annotation, cellular component: spliceosomal complex. The transcript has 3 exons. The record is from RefSeq and is a predicted model, not a curated record. Lineage: Eukaryota; Fungi; Basidiomycota; Exobasidiomycetes; Georgefischeriales; Tilletiariaceae. Gene Ontology annotation, biological process: mRNA splicing, via spliceosome. Gene Ontology annotation, molecular function: RNA helicase activity; ATP binding; RNA binding.
CAAGUCGCUCAGCUGCAGCCUUUGGUCGGAUGUCGGGCGAUGCUGUGGACAUGUAUCAAGCGUACCUUGCAAGCUGAUCGCUGACAUCGCAGAAGGGCGGACCUGAUUGCGUCAGCCUGCUCUCGUCGGAUCAACGGCCAAGAUGACGCCGACAGCUAUCGAAGCAAGCGGCUCCUCCACUCAGGAUGGCGACGCCGGGGGCGCAUCCUACAAGCGGCGACGGUUAUCUCCGCCACACCAAAAGCAGAAAGAGGAUGACAUAUAUGCGAUGUUUGACGAGGACGAAGAAGACUUCGAAGCGAAGCGCUAUGUGCCGCUGAAGCAACGCAAGCUGCAAGAGCUGCAGCGCAUCAGCGGGAAAAGCGCGCUCCCGAUCAGCAAGUCCGUUGCGCUUUCCUCGGUAUCACAGCAGCUAAACAAAAGCUCGAGUGCAUCGCGCGUACCCGGAUCCAAAGGCUAUGGGAACGGCGGGGAUGAGGAGGAGGAAGAGGAGGAGGAGGACAAUGGGCCGAAACGAUCGACGAGGGCGCUUAUGGAUGAGGCUAGGGAGUUGAGGGAAAAAGAAAAGUAUGAAGACAAGACGGAGGCCGAGAAGCUGGCGGAGGAGGAGCGCAAGAUCCUUGAAGCACAUGCUGCGAAAAAGAAGCUGGCAAGCGCUUCGGAACUUGCAAAAGGCAUCCAGUAUACCGAGCCGAUCAAAACUAGUUGGAGGGCACCGCGCUUCAUACGCGAGCGCAGCGACGAAGAGAAUGGACGCUUACGGGAGCAGAAUCACAUCCUCAUCGAUGGAGAGGACAUUCCCCCCAUUAUUACUAACUUUAGGGAUAUGAAGAUACCGUCGUGCGUGGUCUCGUACCUAGGUUCCAAAAACAUCAAAAAGCCGACCCCGAUUCAGAUGCAAGGUCUUCCGACGGCAUUCGCAGGGCGGGAUAUGAUCGGAAUUGCGUUCACUGGCUCGGGAAAGACGCUAGCAUUCUCCCUGCCGAUCAUCAUGUUUGCAGCGGAGGAGCAGAAGCGAUUAGAGUAUACAAGAGGAGAAGGCCCGACAGGCAUGAUCAUCUGCCCCUCUCGUGAGCUGGCGCGUCAGACGUACGAGUCCAUCAAAGCAAUCUGCGAAGCAAUGGAAAGAGACGGGUAUCCGCAGAUCGGCGUCCUGCUCUGCAUCGGAGGCAUCAGCAUGGCCGAUCAGCAGCACACCAUGUCCAAGGGCUUUCACAUCGUCGUGGCUACGCCCGGCCGUCUGCAAGAUAUGCUCGAAAAGAAGCGCUUCACCCUCGACUGGUGCAAGUAUCUCUGUAUGGACGAGGCCGAUCGUAUGAUCGACAUGGGCUUCGAAGAGGACGUACGAAACAUUAUGGGAUUCUUCAAGAAGCAACGGCAGACGCUUCUUUUUUCGGCAACGAUGCCCAAGAAGAUCCAGGACUUUGCAGAACAGAGUCUGAUCAAGCCGAUCGUCGUGAAUGUCGGCCGUGCCGGCGCAGCGAGCUUGGACAUCAUCCAGGAGGUGGAGUACGUUAAGCAGGAGGCUAAGAUGGUUUAUCUGCUCGAAUGUCUGCAGAAGACGGCCCCGCCCGUGAUCAUCUUUAGCGACAAUAAGAACGAGGUCGACGAUAUCCAGGAAUACCUCCUGCUCAAAGGCGUCGAAGCGGUGGCGAUCCACGGCAGCAAGACACAGGAGGAGCGCGAGUACGCGAUCAAGUCUUUCAAGAGCGGGCAGAAGGACGUGAUGGUCGCCAGCGGUGUCGCGAGCAAAGGCUUGGAUUUCAACGAGAUCCAGCACGUGAUCAACUACACGAUGCCCAAGGAGAUUGAAGACUACGUCCAUCAGAUAGGUCGUACGGGCCGCUCGGGUAAGACAGGUAUCGCGACGACGUUUGUCAACAUGAACACGGCGGAGCAGACGCUGCUCGAUCUCAAGUAUCUGUUGAUGGAGGCCAAGCAGCGCAUUCCGCCUUUCCUGGCGGCCAUCGAGGACCCCCGCGCGGCGGGCGCGGGCGGGCUGACGGGCUGCCCGAUCUGCGGCGGACUCGGCCACGGCAUCAAAGACUGUCCGAAGCUCGAGGAGAACCAGCGCAGGCAGACGGCCGGAUUUUCGCGCGGCGAUGGUGACGGUGGGGGCUAUUAGACUGCAUGCGACCACGAAGGGGAAACCGAGUUGCUGUUCUGGGCGGCCACUGUAUUUUUUUUGCUGGCAUAGCAUCGAGGAUUCACUGCGUUGC